AUGUCGGCACCACACUUACCCUUCCGCCUAGAUGGAAAAGUUGCGCUCGUGACAGGAAGUGGCCGAGGCAUUGGUGCCGCCAUCGCCAUUGAAUUGGCCCGUUGUGGUGCCAACGUUGUCGUUAACUACUCUCGUGCAGCUGGUCCAGCUCAGAAGGUCGUACAGGAGAUCAAAACUCUCGGCUCCGAAGCUAUCGCCAUCAAAGCAGACGUGAGCGAUGUGUCAGAAACCACCCGGUUGUUCAAGGAGGCACUGGACUACUUCGGUCAUCUCGACAUUGUUAGCUCCAACGCUGGAGUCGUCUCGUUUGGCCAUCUCAGUGAAGUGUCCGAGGAAGAAUUCGACCGUGUGUUCCGCAUCAACACUCGAGGCCAGUUCUUCGUUGCCCGCGAAGCUUCCAAAUACGUCGAACAUGGCGGUCGUAUCAUCCUCACCAGCUCCAAUACCGCCAGAAAUUUCGUCGUGCCAAAACAUGCCAUUUACUCUGGCUCGAAGGGUGCAAUCGAGAGCUUUGUCCCUGUCAUGGCCAAGGACUGUGGCAGCAAGCGAAUCACCGUGAACGCUGUGGCACCUGGUGGCACAGUCACGGAUAUGUUUGUUGAUGUGGCACAUCAUUACAUCCCUGGAGGUGAGAAGUUGAGCAUUGAGCAGCUUAAGGAGUGUGCCGCACAUGCCUCACCUCUAACCCGCUGCGGCUACCCACUCGAUGUUGCUCAUGCUGUAGUAUUUCUGGCGAGCAAGGAGGGUGAGUGGGUUAAUGGCAAGAUCAUUCCGGUCGAUGGCGGCGCCGCUUGA
Molecule: messenger RNA, 795 nt
Organism: Lithohypha guttulata
Lineage: Eukaryota; Fungi; Ascomycota; Eurotiomycetes; Chaetothyriales; Trichomeriaceae
Product: putative secondary metabolism biosynthetic enzyme
Exons: 3
Coding region: 1-795 (264 amino acids)
Molecular function (GO): oxidoreductase activity
Source: RefSeq, a predicted model, not a curated record